Molecule: messenger RNA, 942 nt
Organism: Neogale vison (American mink)
Lineage: Eukaryota; Metazoa; Chordata; Mammalia; Carnivora; Mustelidae
Product: olfactory receptor 4A47-like
Exons: 1
Coding region: 13-942 (309 amino acids)
Biological process (GO): G protein-coupled receptor signaling pathway
Cellular component (GO): membrane
Molecular function (GO): olfactory receptor activity; G protein-coupled receptor activity
Source: RefSeq, a predicted model, not a curated record
AAUGCAGACUAGAUGGAACCAAAUAGCAAUGUAACUUACUUUGUCCUCUUGGGCCUCACCCAGGAUCCAAAGGAACAAAAGAUCCUUUUUGUUAUGUUCUUAAUCUUUUAUAUUUUGACUGUGGUGGGAAACCUGCUCAUUGUGGUGACUGUAACUGUCAGUAAGUCCCUGGACUCACCUAUGUACUUUUUUCUUGCUAGCUUAUCAUUUAUGGAUGUCAUUUAUUCAUCUUCUAUUUCUCCCAGAUUGAUUUCAGACUUGUUGUUUGCAGAAAAUACAAUAUCCUUCCAUGCUUGUAUGACUCAGCUAUUAACAGAACACUUUUUUGGUGGAUCAGAGGUCUUUCUUCUGCUGGCAAUGGCCUAUGACCGCUAUGUGGCCAUCUGCAAGCCCUUGCAUUACUUGGUGAUCAUGAGGCAAUGGGUGUGUGUUGUGCUGCUGGUAGUGUCCUGGGUUGGAGGUUUUCUGCAUUCAGUAAUUCAAGUUAGCACUAUUUAUAGGCUCCCAUUUUGUGGCCCCAAUGUCAUUGAUCAUUUUUUGUGUGACAUGUAUCCCUUAUUGAAACUUGUCUGUACUGACACAUAUGUCAUUGGCCUGUUAGUGGUGGCCAAUGGAGGGCUGAUCUGCAGUAUUGUGUUUGUGCUCUUGCUCAUCUCUUAUGGUGUCAUCUUGCACUCUCUAAAGAACCUUAGUUCAGAAGGGAGGCGGAAAGCCCUCCAGACCUGUGGUUCCCACAUCACUGUGGUGGUCUUUUUCUUUGUUCCAUGUAUUUUCAUGUAUGUAAGACCUGCUAAGACCUUCCCCAUUGACAAAUCAUUGAGUGUGUUUUAUACAGUCAUAACUCCCAUGCUGAACCCACUGAUCUACACUCUGAGAAAUUCUGAGAUGACAAAUGCUAUGAAGAAGCUCUGGGGAAGAAAUAUUAUAUCUUUGAGUAAAUAA